GGGGUGGGCACCCACAAGGCUAAGGUUACCCUGGUAUGUUGAGGGCUCCCUGGGGCAGGACUAUAUAACCCCAGAGGGACAGGCACAGGCUGACUCUACUCCUUUCCAGCCAGAGCCAUAGCCUUGCCCCCAGGAGACUGAAGACAUGGCACCCAAGAAGGCCAAGAGAAGGGCAGUGGCAGAGGGCGGAAGCUCCAAUGUCUUCUCCAUGUUUGACCAGACUCAGAUCCAGGAGUUCAAGGAGGCCUUCACGGUAAUUGACCAGAACCGGGAUGGCAUUAUCGACAAGGAAGAUCUGCGGGACACCUUCGCAGCCAUGGGGCGCCUCAAUGUGAAGAAUGAGGAGCUAGAUGCCAUGAUGAAGGAAGCCAGUGGUCCCAUCAACUUCACCGUCUUCCUGACCAUGUUUGGAGAGAAGCUCAAAGGUGCCGACCCUGAGGAUGUGAUCACUGGCGCCUUCAAGGUCCUGGACCCUGAGGGGAAGGGCACCAUCAAGAAGCAGUUCCUGGAGGAAUUGCUUACCACGCAGUGUGAUCGCUUCUCCCAGGAAGAGAUCAGGAACAUGUGGGCAGCCUUCCCCCCCGACGUGGGAGGCAACGUAGACUACAAGAACAUCUGCUACGUCAUCACGCAUGGUGACGCCAAGGACCAGGAGUAGGGGACCCUCUUAGGCCUCAGCUGGCCAACGCCUUGCAGCCACCCCCAUCCCGACUCUAAUAAAACUAAACUGGUCUCUGUUUCUUA
Messenger RNA from Lutra lutra (Eurasian river otter), 744 nucleotides. It is a transcript of the gene MYL11, whose product is annotated as myosin light chain 11. Bases 146 to 658 code for a protein of 170 amino acids. The record is from RefSeq and is a predicted model, not a curated record. Gene Ontology annotation, cellular component: cytoplasm. Gene Ontology annotation, molecular function: calcium ion binding. Lineage: Eukaryota; Metazoa; Chordata; Mammalia; Carnivora; Mustelidae. Gene Ontology annotation, biological process: skeletal muscle tissue development. The transcript is spliced from 7 exons.